AUGUCGACGACUCGCAGGCGACAACCGAGGUUGGUAGACCUCCCCAGAGAGAUAUGGCAAUACAUCGCUCUCGAAGUCGUCGCAGCUGUCUUAGCCGAGCAAGACUCUCACCGUUCUUUACCAUUUCCUGACAGCCUCCUUCCUAAUUUGGAAGGUUCUACACGUCUGGGGCGCUCGGACUCGAUCGGGAUGAACCCCGCGCCUCUAUGGGAUGAAGGAUUGUCGCCCAUGGACUGCACCUGUAGCGACGGAUGGCUCAGUGGGCAGACUCAACACUGUUACUCGGACCCAGACUACCCGCCACACCGGAACUCAUCCAUUCUCGCAUUGCUCGCCAUCUGUCGCGAGCUUCGGGAGCCGCUCAUUGGUUUCCAAGCCCUUUGGGCACAAAUUGCACUCAUGUUCCCACAAUUUCUGCCCGACUCCCUCAUUUGGGCCGGCAAUAACCCAAACCAUCCCCUUCGUCUGGAGACUCUACAUGGGCUGUGCUCUUGCGUACUCCCCAUGAUAGUAACUCGCGCGCACCGCGCCACUCAUAUACGCCUCGCCAUACCCCUCAAACGAUCUUAUGGCACGCAUCCCUCUGACCAGAUAUUCAACUUGCUCAGAGAUGGCCCCAACCGGGGGAGACUCCUGCACGCCGAAUUUCGCUACGACCCUUACUACGCAGGCAUCAGCGAGAUCGCUUUCACGCGCUUCGCACCAAGACGGUUACCCGGACUCCUUUCAUUCACUGGAGUCAAUAAUCCCGAGAUCGGCUUUAGUGACGUCUUGACCAAGCUCGAACUCGCCUCUCUGACAGAGGACAUGACAUUCCCUGUCGACUUCGUAUCAUCAGUGUUGCGCAAAUGUCAUCUGCUUGAGCACCUCGUUCUCCAGAUGGUGCUUGAUGACCCGUCAGACACCAUCGUGAACACGAGGCCCAUCCGUCUAAUGCACCUCAAAUUCUUCCUUCUGUGCGACACCUGGGAAUACUGGGACUAUAUCAAAGUCAGGCUGGCAUGCCCGGCGUACACGUCCAUACAUCCAGACAUUGUGAUAGACGAUCCAUUCUGGCUCAACAACGGCUACCGCGGGUUUGCUCGCGCAGUCACUCGGGAGUGUUUCGGCAGUCGCCUCAUUCCAUGCGACGUCGUUAUACUCGAUUGUCACCGUGGAAGCCCACCAUCAGGCGUCUUGGAAUACAUACGCUUCACGUUCGCGCAGACAGAGGCAGCGGCCUGGGCCGAACGAGACCCUUCGAACCUUGCGGCACGAUUAUCAUUAACGUUUCGAUUCCAAUCGAUCGCAAUCCAGAAACGAUACCCUCCCAAUGUCAGCUCAUGGCGCAACUUCGAGCUGAAUGCGGAUCACGAACGGAUUAUCAGUGAUGUCUUGCUCGGUAUAUCCGAGGGCGCGGUGACUUACACAGGCCUGGAGGAGCUAGAGAGCACUCACACCUUCAUUCAGAAGGGGGACGGUGGAAGCCGGCACCUGGACACUUGUGGAGACCUAGCAAACCUGUUUCCCAACCUCCAGUCGAUAGUUCUCCAUGGCGUUACAAACCCUAGUUAUCCGGCUGUCUGUAAUCUGGUAGCCGAACUGGCACGACCGGCCGCAACAUGGGGAGCUUUGGAACGUGUCCGAUUACCUGAUUGGGCCUGGUCUGAUGUUAUGUGGGGGGAAUAUAAUGCACGCAUCCAGGAGCAGGACCCGGAUAGACCCGGUGGAGUUAUUGAAUGGUCAACGUAG
Molecule: messenger RNA, 1731 nt
Organism: Peniophora sp. CBMAI 1063
Lineage: Eukaryota; Fungi; Basidiomycota; Agaricomycetes; Russulales; Peniophoraceae
Source: the annotation of a GenBank genome assembly